UGUUGAUUCACUUGAUUCACUUGAUUGUUGAUUCAGUACUUAUUCGGUCAUUCGCCGUUCAGUGUAUUGGUUGGUCACUCUUGCGUAGUAACUAGUUUACUGUUCGAUUAAACUGUAUUUUUAUAUCGUUUAGCCGUGUGUAUUAUCACCAAGAACCAUGCCAGAAGUCAAGGUCUACUAUUUUCAAGUGAAGGCUGUUGGUGAACCCAUUCGUCUGUUGCUUGCCUACGGUGGCCAGGAAUUUCAAGAUAUCAGGCUGUCGAAAGCAGAUUGGCCAGCUUUGAAACCGACGAUGCCCUUCGGCCAAAUGCCGGUCCUCGAGAUCGACGGCAAGAAGUACGCGCAAAGUACAGCCAUCGAGCGCUACCUCGGCCGGAAGUACGAGCUCGCCGGCAAGGAUAUCGAGGAGGAUUUCGAGAUCGAUCAAGUCAUGGACUUUUUCACCGACAUUCGUCUCCGAGCUGCAGCUGUUUUCAAAGAGUCAGAUGAGGCACAUAAAGCAAAAAUGCAAAAGGAAAACGAAACAAACCAUUAUCCGGGUAUGCUGAAGAAGCUAAAUGAAAUAAUCAUCGAAAACAAUGGACAUUUGGCUCUUGGGAGGCUUACCUGGGCAGACUUUGUGUUCGCUGGUAUGUACGACUGUUUAAAGGUUUUAGUCCAAAUUUCUGAUAUUGAUGAACAGUACCCUAGCUUCAAGAAGCUACAAGAAAGUGUGCUGUCCAUACCCAAAGUGAAGGCUUUCUGUGAUCAGGCUCCUAAGGCAGAUUGGUAAACAGAAGAAAAAUUGAUUUAUUGUUAUCUAAAUAAUGUUAGUCUAAUAGUCUUUUUAUAAGGAUAUACGUUUUUUAUAUAACUAUUAGCUGUACUUCAAUUACAAAUUCAUCAAU
This is a messenger RNA of Melitaea cinxia (Glanville fritillary), 887 nucleotides long. Its product is annotated as glutathione S-transferase 2-like. NCBI's taxonomy places the organism in Eukaryota, Metazoa, Arthropoda, Insecta, Lepidoptera, Nymphalidae. Bases 158 to 772 code for a protein of 204 amino acids. The record is from RefSeq and is a predicted model, not a curated record. Gene Ontology annotation, biological process: glutathione metabolic process. Gene Ontology annotation, molecular function: glutathione transferase activity. The transcript has 5 exons.